Molecule: messenger RNA, 1476 nt
Organism: Fusarium venenatum
Lineage: Eukaryota; Fungi; Ascomycota; Sordariomycetes; Hypocreales; Nectriaceae
Product: transmembrane amino acid transporter protein-domain-containing protein
Biological process (GO): amino acid transmembrane transport
Molecular function (GO): L-amino acid transmembrane transporter activity
Source: RefSeq, a predicted model, not a curated record
UUGAUAAGUGCUUCCACAUCCUACCCAAAAUCGAGGUCUAUGAGUACUUUUUAUCAACAUUCUUCACUUACUUCCAUUAUGACAAAAGAUCUCAAAGCUGAAGGCGAACUUGGAGGUGCCCAUCAGGAUCCCUCGAACGUCGGCGAAGUCCUCGAAGACAGAACCAUCGAGCACGACGCCGUGUUCGGAGACAUUACAGAAGAUGGUCCGAAUUACCGCAACGUGGGGUGGAUUGGUACGACUGCCCUGAUGAUGAAGACUCAGAUUGGCCUCGGAGUUCUAUCCAUGCCAGUUGUCUUUGAUACUCUUGGCAUUGUACCUGGUAUCAUCCUUCUCAUCCUCAUUGCUGGUAUGACGACUUGGUCAGACUGGAUCGUUGGAGACUUCAAGCUGCGUCACCGUCACGUCUACGGUAUUGACGACGUCGGACAGAUGUUGUUCGGUCGCAUUGGCUAUGAGAUCUUUGGGGCCAUGUAUGCUCUUUACUUCACCUUCGUUUCCGGAUCAGCCAUGCUUAGCAUCUCGGUUGCUCUUAACGCGCUUUCGACUCAUGGUGCUUGUAGAGCUAUUUUCGUAGCCGUUGCUGCUAUUGUCACGUUCUGCUUAUCUAGCAUUCAGACUCUUGCUCGCAUCAGUUGGGUGGCGUGGGUAGGUGCCACUUGCAUCAUCAUCUCAGUCUUCGUCGUAACUAUUGCCGUCAGCCUUCAAGAUCGACCUGCCGCGGCACCGCAAGGCCUUGGUGAAUGGAAGUCCGACUACAAGAUCAUUGCCCAUCCAAGCUUCACCGAUGCUAUCUCAGCCAUCUCGACCCUCGUCUUUACAUACGCCGGCACGCCAGCCUUUUUUAACAUCGUUUCCGAGAUGCGAGAUCCGCGGCUUUAUACAAGAGCCUUGGCAGUCUGUCAGGUCACAGUCACCGUUGUAUAUAUCAUCGUAGCCACUAUUGUCUACUACUACUGCGGAUCUUAUGUUGCCUCUCCUGCUCUUGGCUCUGCUGGUACAACCAUGAAGAAAGUCGGGUAUGGCAUCGCUUUGCCCGGCUUGCUAGGGUCCGCGAUUCUACUAUCUCACUUGCCUGCCAAGCACAUUUUCAUUCGAAUCCUCCGAGGAUCCAAACACCUCACGGCUAACACCACUAUCCACUGGAUCACAUGGCUUGGUUCUACUAUUUCUGUGUCUCUCGUGGCAUAUAUAGUCGCUAGUAGUAUACCUGUUUUUGGCGGUCUUGUCUCAUUGAUCGGUGCUCUUUUUGGCACGUUCUUGUCUCUUCAGCCAAUGGGCUGCAUGUGGCUCUACGACCACUGGAAGGGUGAGCGGACGACUAAGUGGUAUAUCGGGGUUGUAUGGAGUGUCUUUAUUAUUGUCUCUGGGACUUUCUUGAUGGUGGCAGGAACCUACGGCUCUAUUGUGGGCAUUAUUAAUUCCCCCGAAAGAACAGGUGCUUGGUCAUGCGCCGACAACUCGAACUCCACAUAG